Molecule: messenger RNA, 2160 nt
Organism: Penicillium alfredii
Lineage: Eukaryota; Fungi; Ascomycota; Eurotiomycetes; Eurotiales; Aspergillaceae
Product: WD40 repeat domain-containing protein
Exons: 3
Coding region: 1-2160 (719 amino acids)
Biological process (GO): proteasome-mediated ubiquitin-dependent protein catabolic process
Cellular component (GO): nucleus
Molecular function (GO): protein binding; protein-macromolecule adaptor activity
Source: RefSeq, a predicted model, not a curated record
AUGGAUCAUGGCUCGGGUCUCCCGGAAGUCCCACGCUCAGAGCCCAUCUUCCCUCUCUCAUCUGAGCCUCCAUCCUCCCCACCCUCGGUCUCGUCCGAUGCUGGUGAGAGACGGAAGCUCAAGAAACCACCGACCGUCACCCCACGCUCUUUCAGACGAUUUUUCACCCCUCGAUCUUUGCUAAACAGUGGGAACCCUGCCAGCAGCGUCAGGACCAGUCGCCAGGCCUUGAGGGCGCUGACCUCGCCGGCUGUAAAUCGUCUUGGACCCGCAUUCACGAGAACCUCCAAAGCCGGCAGUGCACGAAGCCCCCAUGAUGGAUUACCAGAAGACUUUAUUCGCACACCUAGCAGGAAAAGAAAACAUUCUUUUUCCUCAACGGCGUCUCCGCUACAGUCAUCGCCGUUGAAAAAAGUUCGUGUCCGGUCUCCAGACGAGGAAAGUGAGCAGGGAGGUACAACCCGCGACAUCGACGGGGUAUUGGGCGAGCAUAAUGGACUUCUAUUGCCGACGAGGCCCACAAAGCAUUCGCCUCCUGUUGCGCCUGUUAGUCGAUCCCGAGCAUUGCAAACAUCUGGGUCGUUGUUCACGCGAACCGUGUUGGGUUCACGAGCGGACCGGGUCACUAUACGAUCCAAUUCUGGGACUGGCUGGGAAGACCUCACUUCGAAUUUUUACUCGCGCCCGGAAGAUCGUCACUCAUGUUCUAGUUACGCUUCCAACGGCCAACUAGCUCUUCCGUUCUGCAAUGCUUCAUGUAACACCAAUUCGCUAGUUGCGGUGGGCGAUGAAGAGGGCGGUAUUCGGUUGCUGGAUUCGUCCAAGGUCGACGAGCGUGGAUUCUCUGCCGCAUACCUUGGAUUUCGUCCUCAUAUGAACUCGAUCAUGGAUGUCGAAUUUUCGCCAGAUGAUAUGUUCCUGGCUACGGCUUCUGGUGACCAAACAUCUCUGGUCAUCGACAUGACCACGCAACGUCCUAUUCAUUGUUUGUCGAACCACGUCUCGUCCGUCAAGCGCGUUCAAUUUCAGCCGGGUGCCAACAACAAGGUCCUUGCCACAUGCAGUCGGGACGGGAAUGUCAACAUCUGGGAUCUCCGCUGCAAAGGCUUUGAGCGGCCUGCCUUGCAGGUUCGGUGCUCCCUGGAAUCGGAAGCCGAGAAUUCCGCGACGCCUGCCACCCCCAGGAUGACCUAUCCUCAUGUCCUCAACACGAUUCUCGGCGCUCAUGCCUACACAACUCCCCAAAAACCGGCCCUGGACAAAAACGAACCACCUCCCCUCGGCCGCUCUGAUAUCACCGUAACGUCCCUUGCUUUCCUUCCCCCUGGUCGCGAAAACCUAUUCGUCACGGCAUCGGAAGCCAGCGCAAGCGUUAGGCUCUGGGACUUACGCACGGCACAUAAUAGUCGCCGCGGCCGACCUGUCCUUCCCGUGUCGACCACUCGAGAGCCAGACAGCCACAUCAAGUAUCGGCGGUUUGGCUUGACAUCCAUGGCAUUCGGGGGUGAUGGUGCGCGGCUGUACAGUCUUUGCCGAGAUGGUACCGUGUAUGCCCAUUCGACUUCCCACCUGGUCCUUGGCCAUGCACCUGAACUUUCCCUCAACAACCAGCGCCCGCGGCGAACUGGAGGAUCGGACAAAGAUGGCCUCGGACCCCUGUAUGGGUUCCGCCAUCCACGCCUUCAGGUUUCUUCGUUCUAUGUCAAGCUGGCCCUGCGCAAAGCAGCUGAUGACCGUCCGGAGAUGCUCGCCGUCGGCAGCAGUGACCACAGCCCUAUCCUCUUCCCUACAGACGAACAAUUCCUACAGAGUUCGGCGCAAAAACACCCCGAGAACACACCCAGCCGGACCUCGCUCUUUACGACUCGUUCGGGACUCCGCCGGACCAACUCUGGCGUAGGCCUCUCCGGCCGCUUGGAGGAUACCAUCCCCAUCUACCAAUCGGGCACCCCUCUUGUUGAGGGCCACCAGAAAGAGGUUACAGGUGUCUCGUGGACGGUCGAUGGCGAACUUGUGACUGUCAGCGACGACUACAGGGCUCGAUGCUGGCGGGAAGGGCCUGAGGCUCGUUACCUCCGAAAGGGUGGUGAAGCCGAAGGUCGACGCUGGCAGUGUGGCUGGGCUGCUACGAAAGACUCCUACGACGAUGAAGAUGAAUGA